This is a messenger RNA of Eucalyptus grandis, 6380 nucleotides long. RefSeq names its product disease resistance protein RUN1-like. Bases 191 to 5647 code for a protein of 1818 amino acids. Gene Ontology annotation, molecular function: ADP binding. The transcript has 9 exons. The record is from RefSeq and is a predicted model, not a curated record. NCBI's taxonomy places the organism in Eukaryota, Viridiplantae, Streptophyta, Magnoliopsida, Myrtales, Myrtaceae. Gene Ontology annotation, biological process: signal transduction; defense response.
UCCAGAUCUUGCGCGUGGGCGUGGGUCCAUUUCAAGGAAAGAGGGCUUUUAAGGGAUUCCUUGAGAUCGGUUUGGGCAUUCACACAUGAUUUCUACUUUCUAACCCUAACGAAGACGCAGCUCCAACUCCGAGCAGGCAAAAACCAGAGCGAGACAGAGAGACCUUUUGCGAGGGAAGCCCCCCAAAAACAUGGCAGCAACCGGUGGUUCCAGCGCGUCGGUGACCCAGUACGACGUGUUCUUGAGUUUCAGAGGGCCCGACACUCGCGACACCUUCACCGACUGCCUCUACCGGGACAUGGUCGGCCAGGGGAUCGUCGCCUACAGAGACAGCGAAGAGCUUCACGCUGGUGAUCGGAUCGACGAUCUUCUGAGAGCGGUCGGCGAAUCCAAGAUCUGCAUACCGGUCCUCUCCAGAGGCUAUGCUUCGAGUGCUUGGUGCCUCCGCGAGCUCGCUCGAGUGACGGAGCUCCAUGAAUCGACUGGGAAGCCCGAGAUCCUACCCAUCUUCUUUGAUGUCACGCCCACCGACGUCAAGCUCAGGACGAAACUGUACCUCAAGGACUUAAAGAAGCAUGGGCAGAGGCACGGUUCUGAGAUCAGGCAACGGUGGGAGGCGGCUUUGGGAAAAGUGGCUGAGAUCAAGGGAUGGGAAGUCCGAGGGAAAGCACAAGGUGAAGUCAUUGAACUCGUUGUGAAAGAGGUUCUGUAUAAGCUGAAAGUAAAACAAAGACCUCUGGACAACAAAUCGGUUGGGGUAGACAAACAAGUAGAAGCCAUAAUGGAUUUGUUAGAUGUUGACUCUGGCACGGGUGUGCGUUUCGUUGGAAUCUAUGGAAUGGGCGGGAUCGGUAAAACUACUCUUGCUAAGAUUGUUUUCAAUGAAUUAUGUCUUCAGUUUGAUGGCCAAUGCAGCUUCAUUGGGAACAUCCGAGAAUCAUCGAAAGGAAAUGGCCUAGUAAAUCUGCAGAAACAGUUGGCAUCCGACAUCUCUGAUUCUAGAUUUGUAGAAAAUUUUAGUAACACUGAUGAAGGGAUAGACAGCAUAAGAAGGAUAGCUAGUUCUAAGAAAGUUCUCAUUGUUCUAGAUGAUAUAGACAAGAAAGAGCAACUUAAGAAACUAGCUGGGCACCCUAACACUUUCUGUUUUGGGAGUAGGAUUAUCAUCACAACACGAGACAAACGAAUUUUGGAUGAAGAGAAGGGAAUAUUAGCUUAUGAAGUGAAGGAAAUGGAUCGUGAUAAAGCGCUAGAACUUUUCAGUUUGCAUGCAUUUAACGGGGACUCUCCUCCCAAUGCUUAUCGAAGUCUCUCUCAAGAAGUUGUAUUUAUGACCGGGGGACUCCCAUUGGCUCUUGAAGUCAUAGGUUCCUAUCUUCAUGACCAAAAAGAGGAAAUAUGGACAGAAACGCUAGAAAUGUUGAAGAAGGUACCUCAUGAUGAAGUUUGGGAUAAGUUGAAGAUAAGUUAUGAUGCAUUAGGAGAUGUGGAAAAAGAAGUUUUUCUUGAUAUCGCAUGCUUCUUCAUAUCUAGAAAGAAAUUAUGGGCAGCCUAUUUCUGGGAUGCUUGCCAUCUUUACCCCCAUAAGUCAUUGAAAAAACUUACCGAUUUGUGUCUAAUUAAAAUUGUUGAUGGUGAUACUAUAUGGAUGCAUGAUCAAUUGAGAGACCUUGGAAGAGACAUUGUUAAAAAGGAAUGUACCCUUAGUAGGUUGUGGAAUGGCCGAGAAGCUUUGGAAGUAAUGAGAUCAAAAGAGAGAAAAGGCAAAGUUAAAGCACUCAAUUUAGUUCGAUAUGGUUUGGAUACCCUCAACAUUGUGGAUGAAGAACUUGAGAGGAUGCCAAAUCUAAAAUUUCUCCGUUUAUAUGAAGGGACUUUUGCCGGAGACAUCAACAAUUAUCUCCAAGAGCUAAGUUGGCUUUCUUGGCAUUCUCCUCCUUUAGAUUGUGGAAUGGCCAAUUUGCACAUGAAAAAUCUAGUCAUUUUCGAACUUUCAAACAAUGGGAACACCGAAAACUGGGGUGGAUGGAACAUUCUCAAGAUGGAAAACAAAUUGAAAGUUCUUUCUCUCUUCUAUUGUGAUGGAUUGAAACGGACUCCAGACUUUUCUGGAUGUGUGAGUUUGGAGAUACUAUCUCUCGAUGUCUGUCAAAACUUGCAAGAAGUUGACUCCUCUAUUGGGAAACUAAAAGGUCUUACUCACUUGCAAAUUCAUGGGUGUCAUUUAUUACGAAAUUUGCCUAAAGAGAUUGGAGGACUAGUGAAUCUGAAUCACUUUUAUAUCCAGGAGUGCUCCAAAAUCAAGAAACUUCCAAACAUCGGGAAAUUAGCAUCAUUGUCUAAGUUGGAUAUAUCAAGCACAAAAAUUACAAGUUUACCUGAUUCUAUUUGUAAUGCAAAGAACCUAUCAUUCCUUGAUCUAUCAUACACGUCAAUUGUAAAACUUCCGAUUUCUAUUGGAGAGCUUACAGAAGUCAAGUUCCUUUCACUCUCUAAUUGUCAAAAUUUUGUGGAGCUUCCACAAUCAAUAGGUUAUUUGACAAAAUUACUGGAGUUGGAUCUCUCAAGGACAAAAAUUGUUGAGUUACCUGAUUCGAUAAAGAAUCUCAAGAAAUUGAAGGUGAUGAGGAUGGCAUGUUGUCCAAUACAGAGGUUGCCUGCCGGUAUUGGAAUGCUAGAGAGCAUGGAGGAGCUCAAUGUCCAAAAUUGUCAACAACUUGCAGGCAAACUCCCAACUACAAUUGGCAAACUGUUGUCUCCAAGUAUCCUAGACAUAUCACAAACUAGUGCUUGUGCAGUCCCAACGACAAUUAAUUCCCUCACGCAACUCCAAGAGCUGGAUCUAUCAUUUUGUUAUAAGCUUCAAGAGCUGCCAAAACUUCCCUCAAGUUUGAAUUGCCUAUAUUUUAAAUCAGUAUCAUUGCGGUUAGUUCCAGAUCUUAGUUACCUCACGAAUCUGGUGUCUUUGAAACUGUCCAACUAUGGAAAAGCACUUGCCCAGGCAUCAACUCUUCAAUUGCAAUGGGUUGGGAAGUUAUCUAAGUUGGAGCAAUUGGAGUUGUGCCUUUCAAAUCUUCCUGUGCCGUCAACGGAGUUGGGUUGCCUACCUCGACUUAAAACACUCACCUUACCUUGUGUGGAUAGUUUCGACUCGGUAGUCAUUGGACCACAAUUUUCGCGCUUGAAAAAUUUGUCCAAAUUGCAUCUUUGUCACUCUCCACUAAGGGAAAUUCAACUCGAUGGGCUUGAACUAUUGGGAAAUUUGACUGUGACAUAUUGCAAGUUUCUUGAGGGAUUGUCAGUUAAUUCAUUGAGAUGGAGGAAGCUGUCUAGAAUGGAAGUUGAAGAGUGCCCAAAGCUUCUUCAAAUUCGAUUUCUUGGUACGAUGGAAUCAUUGGAGAGGCUCUUAGUUGAAGACUGUAAAUCCCUAGGAGGGUUGUAUGGUUUAUCAAACUUGAAGAAGCUUGAGACUUUAAAAUUCCACACAUGCCGUGUGCUACCGGUUAUUGAGGGCCUUGAAGAAUUGGAGCUUUUGCAGAACUUGGACUUCUUGGGGUGUCCAUCGUUGAAAGUGUUGACUAAUCUACCCAACUCAAAGAUACCAAAUGAAUGCGUCAUAGAGGUAUCGAAUUGCAAGAAGUUACCAGAUUGCAAUUAUGGCUAUUACGGGGAUUAUAGAGAGGAGAUUCUUGACUGGACAAGGAGGGGAUUAAACCAGGAGGGUGCGGCACAGUUCUUGAAACAUGGCCGACCGCUCAUUGUACAGAUGCUAGAAGAAUUGAAGGUUCCUUAUCACGAAGAAUGGGAUAAAUUGAAAUGGACUGGAUACCCGAGUUUAGAGACAUUGUAUUUUCACUACUGUCUAAACUUGCGAAAAUUUGACUCCUCAAUUGGGAAGAUGAAAAUUCUUACUCAAUUGGACAUCAUUUGGUGUACGAAUCUUCGAACUUUACCUGAAGAGAUUGGAGGACUGGUGAAUCUGAAGCACUUCUCUAUCAAAAAGUGCUCCCAAAUGGAGAAACUUCCAUACUCUAUAGGGAAAUUAGGAUCAUUGUCUAAGUUGGAUAUAUCAUCCUCAAGAAUUACAAGUUUACCUAAUUCAAUUGGCAAUGCAAGACAUCUGUCAUUCCUAAAUCUAUCAGGCACGCCAAUUGUGGAACUUCCAAUUUCUAUCGGAGAGCUUACACAACUCGAGUUACUUUCACUCAAAUAUUGUCGAAAUUUGGGGGAGCUUCCAGAAUCAAUUGGCAACUUGACAUCAUUACAAAAGUUGAAUCUCUUGGGGACAAAUAUUGUUGAGUUACCUGAUUCGAUUAUAAAUCUCAAGCAAUUGAAGGUGAUGAGGAUGGGAUUUAGUCCAAUAAGGAGGUUACCUGCCAGUAUUGAAAUGCUAGAGAAGUUGGAGGAGCUCCAUGCCGAACAUUGUGAACAACUUGUAGGCGAACUUCCGACUGAAAUUGGCAAACUAUUGUCUCUGACUAUGAUAGACAUUUCAUAUACCCAAAUUAGUGCAGUGCCAAUGGCAAUCAAUUACCUCACACGACUCCAAAAGCUGGAUUUAACACAUUGUAAUGAGCUUCAAGAGUUGCCAGAGCUUCCCUUGAGUUUGCAUUGUCUACGUGUUCACUCAGCAUCAUUGCGGUUAGUUCCGGAUCUUAGUAACCUCACAAAUCUAGUGGAAAUGCUUCUGUCUAACGGCUUUGGACAAGCACCUACCCAACCAUCAAACCCAAUGCAAACUUUCCGAUUGCAAUGGGUUGGAAAGUUAUCUAAGCUAGAGAAGUUGAGCUGGGGCCUUUCAGAUUUUCCCAUUUCGUCAACAGAGUUGGGUUGCCUACCGCGGCUUAGAGAACUCACUUUAUCUGGCAUGGACAAUUUUGACUCGAUAGUUGUUGGACCACAAUUUUCCAACUUGAAAGAUCUGUCCAUAUUGUGUCUUCAUAGCUCUCCACUAAGGGAAAUUCAAUUGGAUGGGCUUGAACUAUUGAGUAAUUUAGGUGUGAGAGAAUGCAAGUUUCUCGAGCGACUGUCAGUAAUUUCAUCAAGUCUGAGGAAGCUCUAUAAAAUGGAAGUUUUAGAUUGCCCAAAGCUACUUGAAAUUCAAUUUCCCAGUACAAUGGAAUCAUUAGAGGAACUUCGAGUUGGCUAUUGCGAUUCACUGGGAGGGUUGCACGAUUUAUCAAACUCGAAGAAGCUGAAGGCUUUGCGGAUCUACCAAUGCAAUGGGCUACGGGUUGUUGAGGGCCUUGAGGAAUUGGAGCUUUUAGGUUUUUUGUAUCUUUCUAGGUGUGGAUCGUUGGAAAGAUUGACUGAUGUAUCCGACUCAAAGAUACCAAAUGAAUGUAGGAUAGAAGUAUGGGGUUGCAUGAAACUAAGUAGUUAUGAGGGUACUUACCAAGGUUACAAAGAGAUGAUUCUUGUCAUGACGAGAAUGACAUUCAACAAGGAAGAUGCAAGGGAAACAGAUGCAGAAGAAUCAGUGAUGGACACCAAUAACUACUAUUCUCAGAACUUGCCAUUGACUAUAGGUUUUCUAUGGUCUCCAGAACCCGACACUGAGCUCGAUUCUACAAGCUUGAAUAAUUCCCAAGUUCCUUCACGAACCACAUCUUCGGAUGUUUCCAGAAGUUCAUGCUCAAUUCUAUAAGCAAAAGGUGACUGAUUCUAGCAAUGGAGAGAUGAAUAAAUUCACAAUGUGAUCGAGUUUGGGAAUCUGUGAAAUUGCCAGAAGUACUGGAGUUUGCUCUAAGGACAUGUCCCCCCUCUCCCAGGUCCAUCACAAGAGAAACUUUAUGUGGAUUUGUCCGAGGAAAUUAAUUCCAUUUUGUGAAAACCCAUUUGUGUGCCACAUCGAUUUCCGAUACAUAUGAUACUUUUCUCAAAGGUGCGCAAUAUCGGACCAGGUCAAGCUCUAGGUAUUGAUGUGGAGGAGACCUCUAGUCCUAUGUGCUACCGAUCGAGUUCCCGGGAAAUGGAUUAUUGGACUUCACUGGAUAAAGCAGGCCGCCUGGGGACUAGUUUUCGAGUUAAUUACGCUGAAGCUACUGUAGAAUGGCUUCCAUAUGCAAUAUAUGGAGAGCUAGGAAAGACUUGCUGCAUAAUCAAGUUGCUUCUCCUGUUGACGUUGGGAUGAAUCCCCUAGUGUUUGCAGCAAGAUAUAGCAUCGAAGGGUGCAUAAGCUGCUGCAGAAAAAGGUUAUUCUGAUUUGGCAUUUGCCUGAAGUGUAUUGGUAUGCUAGGCCUUUAAUAAUUAGUCUUGUGACUGUUUUGGAUAUUUGGGCAGUUAGUGUUUACGUUCUAGUUGGAGCUAAGGUUGUUGCUUGAGUAGUGUGCUAAUAAUAUUGUUAGGUUUUGAUAAAUUAUAUUGAGUUGACAAUUUGA